Strongylocentrotus purpuratus (purple sea urchin) is the source of this 2907-nucleotide messenger RNA. Its product is annotated as matrix metalloproteinase-16. The record is from RefSeq and is a predicted model, not a curated record. Gene Ontology annotation, cellular component: extracellular matrix. Gene Ontology annotation, biological process: collagen catabolic process; extracellular matrix organization; proteolysis. Bases 209 to 1789 code for a protein of 526 amino acids. Gene Ontology annotation, molecular function: zinc ion binding; metalloendopeptidase activity. The transcript has 9 exons. NCBI's taxonomy places the organism in Eukaryota, Metazoa, Echinodermata, Echinoidea, Camarodonta, Strongylocentrotidae.
AGUGUGUCUAGGCAGUAUUGUUUUGGACUUUCAGUUGAACUGGAUGCAACUAUUAUUUGCAUAUGAGCUUUUUUUUGCCCCCUGUCUGGAAAGUGUUUUUAAGAAGUAGUUUGACGACUUUCAUUUUUUUUAAAUAAGUUAUUAUAACUUAUGGUCGCCAAAUUUACUGUGAUUCGUUGAAAGCAGAACUUCAAAAAGUGACUGGAAAAUGGAGGUUAAAAUUGCGCUCGUUUAUGCCAUGACCUGCAUCGCUUGUGUUCAAUCGUUUGGAACGAACGAAGCACUGAAUUAUCUAUCACAAUUCAACUAUUUUGAAUCAAAUGACCUGUCUACCGGUCAUCUUAGAAGUCAAGACUCCCUCAACGAUGCCAUUCGGUUAUUUCAAAGGAUGAAUGGACUCAAUGAAACAGGAAUACUUACUGCAGAAGUGCAGGAUUUGAUGCAGAUGCCCCGAUGCGGUUUACCGGAUAAUACCGGUACCCAAGCAAUAAAUCGAGCCCGACGCUACGCACUAUCCGACGUCAAAUGGUUCAAGACCGAUCUGACUUGGAGAUUGGAGAACACCACACCAGACCUACGUAGGUCCAGUGUACGAGAAAUCAUCGCCAGAGCUUUGAAGCAUUGGUCUGACGCGUCUCAGCUGACGUUCCGUGAGGUCCAAUCCGGCGAUGCCGACCUCCUCAUGAAGUUUACUAGCCGCGACCACGGUGACGGCAACCCCUUUGACGGCUCAGGCAAGGUCUUGGCGCAUGCCUUCUUUCCCACCUCCGAACGCAGAUAUAGCAUCGCUGGCGACGCCCAUUUCGACGAAGCGGAAACGUAUACGGACAACUCUUACGCCGGCACUAACCUCUUUCAAGUAGCAGUUCAUGAAUUUGGUCACAGUCUCGGUCUUGGCCACUCCAAUAACCCGGAUGCCAUCAUGGCCGCUAUUUACCGUGGCUACGUGCCGAAUGCAGAGCUGCGCGAAGACGACAUCGCCGGGAUUCAGGCCCUCUACGGUGCAAACUCUGGUGUGCCUGAGGUGGAAGGAACAGAGGGACCUAAGGCGAGAGGAAGCUGUGUCGCUAACUUCGUAGCCGCUGCCCAAACUCAUACGGCUGGAUCGUAUAUCUUUAAUGACACUCAUGCAUUUUUGGUGGACCUUUUCGGGUUGGUAUCAGAGCCAAAACCCAUAUCAAACAUCUUCCGAGGUCUACCGACAAAUCUUGAUGCGGCUUUUUACUACGAGAAAACUGGAAAGACUUACUUCUUCAAGGGAUCAAAUUAUUGGAGGUUUGCGGAUUUACAAAUGGACCGAGGAUAUCCGAGAAGUAUCCGAGUUGGAUGGGGUGGUGGGAUACCCGAUGACCUAGAUUCUGUCUUUGUGUGGAGUGGAAAUGGAAUGACUUAUUUUGUCAAAGGUUCGAACUAUUGGCGUUACAACUUCCUUUCCUCUUCGGUCGAUCCUGGAUAUCCGAAAUCGCUAUCCGUCUGGAACGGAAUCGGAACCAAACUCGACGCAGCAUUCCAGUUCGAGAACAAACUAACCUAUUUUUUCACGGAUGGCGAGUACCGCCGGUUCGACGACAACAACUUCCAAGUCGCAGCCGAUUAUCCGAGACGCUCGACCCGGUGGUUGAAAUGCGAAGAAGAGAUGGCCAUGGUCGUAUCACCUGACCCAACACCGGAUGAUGGGAUGAUGACGAUGGUCACCGAUGACGGGUCACGUGGUUCGAAGGAUGCGCUCAGCGUCCUCGCUCUCCACGCCUGCCUUAUUUUUAGUGUAAUGCAGCUGCAUAAUAUAUAGGCAUACAACUUUCAACUGAUUCUCUAUACCGUGUUUUUUAGGAAUGUCCCUUUCCUGUCGGCUUCAUCGUAUUGAUAAAAACGAGAUGAUUCAUGAAAAUUUAUGGAGUUUAUGGAGGAUAUGACGAAUUUCCGAGAUAAUCGGGAUAAAACAAAUUACAAUAUGAAUGUAAAGCACGUACUAUGUCGCUCUUAUGAUUGAAGUGCGAUGGAUGUUUCUCACAAAUGGGGUCAAGGAAUGGCCCGUGAUCUCCUAGCGCCUAAAAAUAUUCGCAACUUAAACUACCAGCGCUGCGCAUAUUCGGCUGCCUUAUUAGCGACAUAAACGGCCCACUUUGUUUCAGUUGGUCACAGCAUGGCGUGUAUCAUUUUAUUUUGUGCUUGUCCAACAUAGCAGUAUUCGCCAUUGUGCCCAACUCGAACCGGGUUGGCCAAACUUUCUUUUUUCAACGGCAAUGGGUUCAACCGUCUGAUGUAGCCCAAAGGGUGUAAGCUUAGAGCAUAAUAAGUAAAUGUACUUGAUCUUCUUCUUCUCAGAAGAUCUAAGCAAAGGAUACGAUACAAAAGAUGGAUUCAGCUAUAUAAAUGUGUAAAACCUUUUCGACGCCUUUAUCUGAAUUUUACAUACACAAUUUAUAUACUCUGCUAUGUUAACUAGUUUUUUUUCCUUUGUAUCAUUUGAAUUUAAAUGUUCACUAAAGCAACGGGAAAUCAUGGCCGUAAAUUAAAAUCACCUGUAAAAGGAUGAUUUAUAAAAUAUUAAAAGUUAGAAGGUGGGAGGAACAUGAAAUAAGUACUUCAUGUUUUAUUAUUGAAAGACUACCCCUUACGGUGGUAAUGUUUUUUUGUUUACUGACUGUGACAUACUACGAUUGAGCUGUACAAAAUUAUACUUUCCAUAAAAUUAUGAGGUAUCAAAUUAAGCGGUUUGAUAGCAGAGUGUAAUAUAAGUUAUUUAUGUAUAUAAAGAAAGACUAUGUAUCUAGAUCGAGAUGUCGGCCUGACAGAUAUUCGAACGAUAUUUAUAUGAUCAAAAUCCCUGUUGAAUAACUCCAAAACGGGAACAAUUAUCAUGUACUGACUAUUAUAUAUUUGUAAUAAAUGGUUGUCAUUUUCUUA